Messenger RNA from Aspergillus alliaceus, 1275 nucleotides. RefSeq names its product cytochrome P450. NCBI's taxonomy places the organism in Eukaryota, Fungi, Ascomycota, Eurotiomycetes, Eurotiales, Aspergillaceae. The transcript has 5 exons. Bases 1 to 1275 code for a protein of 424 amino acids. Gene Ontology annotation, molecular function: monooxygenase activity; iron ion binding; heme binding. The record is from RefSeq and is a predicted model, not a curated record.
AUGGCCUAUUUUGAACUUGACCUUGAGAGGCCCCCAGAGGUUAUCCAGCUCAAGGGGAUUACAGUCUCCCGGUCCAACAUUUUGAUGGUGCUUCUCGGACUGUUCUGCCUCUAUACUGGUCUUCAUAUCGCCCGGACAUCCUGGAAGCUGAGGCACUUCCCUGGUCCCUUUGUGGCUCAGUUCACAGAUGUAGGAAGGCUCUGGUGGGUCAAAAGCGCUCGUUCGCACCACUACCAUAUGGCCUUCCAUGAUCGCUAUGGGGAAUAUGUCCGGUUAGGACUGAGUAUGGUAUCGAUCUCGGACCCGGAUGCUAUUGCUCUGGUGUACCCGAUUCGCGCAGGGCUCUCAAAGAGUGAUUUCUACCGGUCAAUGAUGCCAUAUACAAGAGAGGGCUACGCACUGCGGCUUUUGUUCAACACGCGCGAUGAAACCCUCCAUAAGAGACUGAAGUCUCCUGUUGCUCAUCUGUAUUCCUUGUCAAAUGUCCUGACAUUUGAGAACUUCAUCGACCAGGUCCUGGAGAUCCUCUUUCGGCAAUUUGAGGAACGCUUUGUUCCUGGACAGACGGUAUUUGAUCUAGGGAACUGGUUGCAGUACUUUGUAUUUGAUGUCAUGGGGACUAUGUCUUUCUCCCGGCGAUAUGGAUUUCUUGAGAAGGAGAGAGACGACCCGGGGCUGCUUCCCGCUAUUUGGGCUUUUAUGAAGGCUGCUGCGCCAGUCACGCAAAUCCCAUGGGUCGAUUUACCGAUCAUGAAUGUUGUGCUGUCAAGAAUCAAUGAACGGCGAGAAGAACUGCGCAAUCGCGCAAGUUUCUUGGAAAAGGUCGACGAGAAGGACUUUCUAUCUCGGUUUAUGUGUAUCCAAGCGGAAAGCGACACAAUUCCACCUUGGGCUGUGACAGCGUGGUCUUUCUCUAACGUGAUUGCGGGUUCAGACACCACCGCUGUGGCCAUGAAGACACUUUGGUAUAACUUGCUACGGCAUCCAAUAACGAUGUCUCGCUUACGCGAGGAGCUUCUCCAAGCCCGGCGGCAGUCCAGAUUAUCUCACCCAUUCCCAGCAUGGAACGAGAUCUUUGGAUUACCCUACCUUAACGCCUGUGUGAACGAAGCACUCCGGAUACACCCACCAUUUUGUCUCCCCUUCGAACGAAUUGUUCCCGAAAGAGGCAUGACGAUUGGUGGUCAUUUCAUCCCCGGUGGAACAGUGAUCGGGAUGAACCCAUGGGUAAUCAACCGCCAUCGCCCCACAUUCGGCGAAGAUGCGGACGCCUGA